AUGUAUGAAGACCCAUUCUCGUUGAUAACUGCAAGAUUCAAUGAGGAUGACUAUGAUGAUUUAGCAAUGGUAUCAUCUCUGUCAGAUACAUUACAAAUUCUACUCGCUUCUGAUGAUCAACAAUUUAUUCAGCAAACUUAUCUCACCAGUCACCAUCCGACAUCUGUUGCCAAAAUCAACUUCAAUAAUGACCAAAUCGAUGAUAUAGCUGUGUUGCACUGUAGUGAAACAAUCAACAUUUUUCUUGGAACAAGUAGCGAUUUAUUCAAUCGAAAUUAUUUAUCAUUUAGCAUAAAUGAAGAAAUGCUCAACGAUUGUGCACAAUCUAUCAAAGUCGCUGAUUUGAACAACGAUGGAAAGGAUGAUCCAGUUAUUGCAGAUACUGGAACGCAUACUGUACGAGUUUUGUUGGACAUGCGUUGUAAUGAAUAG
This is a messenger RNA of Adineta ricciae, 432 nucleotides long. The record is from the annotation of a GenBank genome assembly. Lineage: Eukaryota; Metazoa; Rotifera; Eurotatoria; Adinetida; Adinetidae.